AUAAACUCUUUUUUAUAAAACAAAUGUUUACUUUGAAUAACUGAUCUUUGAAACAUGAGAAAAAAUAAAUCUGUAGUUAUCAAAUUCUACAAAUGGUUACGAAAACAGAAAAACACAGUGUCAAGGGAAUCUUCAGUAAUUAAUAAAAAAUUUAGUAAAAGAAAAACGUCAAAGAAAUUUAAGCUACAAACAUCAUCGAAAAAUUCAUAUUUCAAAAUAUCAAAUAAGGGAAAAGUUAAAAAAACUUAUUCUGAUUCGUCAAAAGUUCUUACGGAAUCUUCUUCAAAUUAUUAUUUUGAUAGUGAAGAUAAUGAUUUGAUAACGACAAUACAAAGAAGUAGUAAACACGGAAAUGUAGCAGAAUCAAAUAUAACUAAAAAAUUUUUCAAUAUUGAGAAAAGUUCAACAGAUUCUGUAAAAAUAUCAAAAAAUGACACACGCAAUUUUCCAACACAAAUAUUAAUUGCCGAAAAUGAAGAUCCUGUAGAAACGGCAACAAAUUUGGAUGAUUUUCAAUAUUUUUUAGGAAAAAUAACUGAUAUGACAUUGUGUGAUAUUCUACAGCGUUUUAAGAAAAUGCAAUCAAAUGAAGAUGUCAUACAAGAAGUAUACGAAGCAAUCAGACAGAUUUUGAUAACUCGCUUAAGUCAACAGAAACAGGUUUCAGCAGGCAUCAAAGAUAUACUACAGAAUUUAACGAUAGAUACUGAAAUGCUUGAAACCAUUCAAAAUGCUGCGAAAAAUGUUUUGAUUAAUCGAUUAAUUCAAGAGGAAAAAUCUAAUAUUGAUGUUCAGACAGUUACAGCCAUAAAUGAACCUUUAAUUAAACAGCAAAUGUGGUCAGAAAGUACUAUAACAAUAAUAAAUCGGAAGGAAGGAGAUAAAGCAAAAAUUAGACAAGAGUCUUUUCUUGUACCUCUUGAAGAUGUGGAUAUUGAAGUCACAUUAUGUGAUCGUCCGAAAACUAUUUCUCAACAUGAGUCAUAUUUUUCUGCUCCUAUAGUUGCCCAAAAAAAUGAAAAAGAAUUAAUUAUUGAAGAUAUCAUACUGGAACCAAAACAAGUACAAAUUUUAGAAAUGCGCACUAAGAAUAAAGAUUAUGGACACAAGAACAGAAUUCAGGAUUAUGAACAUGGUACUUCAAGAGAUAAUUUUCUUCAGCACAAAAUUUCAGGUAAAAGGAUAACGAAUUCAAUAGGAAAAUCACAUUCAUUUCAGAAGAUAGAAGCUGCCAGUUUUAAUUUAGAAUGUGAUACCGCCAAUGCUUUUCAGACAAUUCCUUUACAGUCACCAUCACCUGUUGUUAAUGAAACAGAAAACAUAAAUGGCGCAGAAACUAAAAAAUCAUAUGAUUCGUUAAAUGAAAAUAUAAAACCUUUUCUACAAGAUCAACGUGAUAGAUCUGACGAAAGUAUUAAAAUAUCAGAUAUGCAUAUAAUAAAGAAAUCGAAUGAAGAUAUACCGACAGAACUACAUUCUUUAAACAUAACAGGGUCGAUAUCCGAGAAAGAUAAGGAAAACGAUAUUGAUAAUAUGAAAAAUGAAAGUCUAAAACAUUGUAUCAUUCAUAAAUCUGAAAAAAGAAAUAUACCGUAUCCCUUCUUCAAGCUUCCCGCUGAAGAAGAAAAUCUAAAUGGAAGCGUAAAAAGUGAUGCUGACAUACAAUUAACAGAAUUUGAUGAAUUAUCAGAACAACAUGAAGAUGAGGAAAAUGAAAAAAUUAUAUCUUCAUUCAAAGAUUUAGAAGACUAUAAUAAUAACGAAAAAUGUGACACUGAAGAAAAUAAUUUAACAGAAAUAUCUAUAUAUCCAGAUAGUUAUUACAUUCAGGACAUUGAAAGUACCGAAGAAUUGCCUGUUCCGACUUCACCCACAAAUAUUGUUUCUUCUGCAGUUAGUAAACAAUCAAGUACAUUAUUACCUGCAAUAGGAUCCGAAGAAAAAUUGUUGGAAACAAAUGAUAUUAACUUAAAAAUUGUUUCAGUUGUUCCUACUUCAAAACAAUCAACUGUACAAAUCUCCACAGUAGAGGUUUCUGAAGAGUGUAUAAAGGAAUCAUUAAACAUACAGUCUCCUAUUGCACAGAAUUACAUAAAUCGUAAAUAUGCAACGUUCAAAAGUUCUGUUUCCAAUAUAAAUUCAAUCUUCGUCUCAAAAAAAGAAAUUUUACAGUCAACUAUAAGUAAACAAAAUAUUGAAACAAAUCAACUUCUCAAUUAUAAAUGUCAGACUUUGGAUCCAAUCAAAGAGGAUAUUAAAAUUUCCAGUUUACAACAGAGUUUGAAAAAAGAAAGCACAAUAAAUGAAGAUAAAAUUUCUAAAAAUAUUCAAUAUAUGGACUCUAAACAAGAAUUUAUUCCAGUUUUUAGAACUAAAGUUGCUGAAGAAUUGAGUUGCAAAUUUGCGUCAUUACUUUCUCAAAAAAGUACAAUAGGAAGAUGCGAAUCAAGCAUUUCUAUUACCAACUUCAAUGAUUCAGAAUACGAUUUUUCUGUUUUAUCCAUUAAAGAACAUGAUGAUAAUAAUAAUUGGAAUGCAGAAAAUGUUCAUUUUCAACGUGAGGAAGUCGCUGCUAUAUCAAAUGCAAGACAAAAAUGUAUUCAAGCGAGUAAAUUGGAAAAGUUAAAUGAAAACCAACCCAUUGAAUAUGAAGAAACACCUGAAGAAUUGUUUAAAAAUUUUGAAAACAAUAAAAACAAAUGCCUAAAUAAAAAUAGAAAUAAAAUCAGUAAUAAUAAAUUAUACGUAGAAGGUAUAAAACUAGGUGAUCAAUAUAACACGAACUCGAAAAGAAUUUCAAGUUCUGUGCAAAUGAAAGUAGUUAAAACGGUCGAAUCCUUGCGAUAUUUUCACGAUAAAGUAUCAGAUAAUAUAUUUAAAAUCCCUAAUAUAAAAAAAGAUUAUUCAACUAAUAAAGGGUUAAAGAGUAAACAAAAUUUUAUGAUUAAAAAGAAAACUCCAUAUAUAAUCGAGAAAAGCAUUAAAAAAUUUACCUUUGAUGAAGCGAUGCACCAGAGAGAAAAUCUAAGUUUACACAAAAACCCAGAUCCACGACACAAUAUUAAAGAAACCAAAUUAAAUCUAUAUCCAAAAGAUGAAUACAAAUAUGUAAAUUUGUAUGCGAACUCGAAAGCAAAGAAAUAUGAUAAAUCAAAAUCUGAAUCAUCAAGAUGGUUGCCGUACAUGGUACAAAAAUGUCAUCAUUGGCGUAAUAUUGCAUUUCAAUCAGAUGAAAACGAAUCUGUUCAGAAGGAAAAAAACUAUGAUAAUUGUGAAUAUCUUCGACAAACGAAAAUAAACAAACAAAAUGAAAAAGUAAUACAAACAAAAACGAAAAUAUACACUUCAAUAUCGAAGAAUGGGGUGCUAAAAUCGGAUAAAGAUAAAACAGAUUAUCCGGCAAAAAAUAUUAAACGUGUAACGUUUUCUGAUAAAGAAAAAAGAAGGAAAGAAAUAGUAGAAUCCAAAAGUUUCCUAGAUCCAAUUUUAAAUCUUGGAGUGAAAUUUAUACAGACUUUAGGUAAUAUCCGUAAUUAAAUCGUAUUAUAUAAAAUAGCAAAUCAUCAAAAUUUCCUCCGCGAAAACAUAUUGUU
Centruroides sculpturatus (bark scorpion) is the source of this 3593-nucleotide messenger RNA. RefSeq lists its product as uncharacterized. The coding region runs from base 55 to 3537 and encodes 1160 amino acids. The record is from RefSeq and is a predicted model, not a curated record. The transcript is spliced from 4 exons. Lineage: Eukaryota; Metazoa; Arthropoda; Arachnida; Scorpiones; Buthidae.